GUGACAUUUACGUCAUAUUAUAUUAUGACAUUUCACUUCAGCAACAGCCAACAGAAACCAAGGAAGCAGCAAUAGCAACCAAAAGUAUAGAACAUUUUUGUUGAACUAGUGAAUUUUUAUUAUUAUAAUGAUUUAAUUAAAGUGUUGUGCCAAAUUUUUGAACAGAACAAGAGCCAGAAUGUCUGAAAAAGGUAGGAGAUCGUCUUCCAAUGAUGCUAUAGAAAAAAUAAUAGGUAAUAUGACCUCCGAAAUGCAAAAUACUGAUGGCCAGUAUAGACCACUUGGAUUUUCUUCCCAACAAAAUAUUGCUGAGCCAAUUAAUUGGGGCUCCCAGGCAGCCUCCAACACUUAUAUGAACUAUGGAUUACAAUAUCAAGAGCCACAUCUACAUGGAGAGCAGUUGACGAACUAUAUUCAUCAAGCGACAAUGUUUGACCCUGUACCUGUGCUGUUGCAGAAGAACAUACAUUUGCCAGAUUAUAAUAACUAUAACUUAAGGUCCAAUAGUGCCCCUCAAACUCUAUACAAUUUCCCACAGACUGCGAUGCAUUCUGAUUCAUUAAACCAGAACCAGAACACUUCCCACACUCAAAUUUUCGACAAUUUAGUUGGUAACUGGGCUGUACCAAAUAAUUCAGGAACUUACAGCCCCUUUGGUAACACUAGUACAUUCAAACCAAGCUUAUUUGACUUCAAAAACCAAAAUGGAGAACAUAUGUAUGACGAAGAGCCAAAAUUUAAGCAGUCGGAGCUUGUUGAUGAUAAAUUUAACUUUAACAAAGAUCUGAGGAAGUCCAGGCCACUGGCUGAAGUAAAACCUAUGCGCCCCAGCUAUUCUGAUGUAUUAACUAAACCUGUACCUCCAACAAAUAACAUGAAGCCUGUAAAAGUAGAGGCAAAGGAUGUAAAAUUUAAGAAAGACACUCGCAAAAAUGGGAAACUUGAUAAAGCAUGUAAGACUACUAAUGUUUUGAACCGCAGCAAUACCAACAAUGACAUGAAAGAUCUACCAGCAGAAAAAACCACUUCAAAUUUGAAAACCGAAAAAAAGUCUAUCAAAGUCCAUCAGUUACACAGAAGAUGGGCCUCUUUAGAUAACAUUACAGAUUCUGAACCAAAUUCAAUGAAAACCGAAGAGCAAAAAAGAAUUAAGAAGCAGGAUGACACAAAAUUGAAUAAAGCAAAAAAUAAAUUUUCUAAGAAUAUAAAUAAUCUUGCUGAUAAUGUUUCUGAUAAUAUUGUUAGAGCUGAAUCGAUAGCUAUCACCAAAAAUAUGCUGAAGAAAAAUAAAGGUAAUGCUAGACAGAAGCAAGGAGAGCGGGAGGGAUCUGAAAGACCUUCUAAACGUAACCAGAGAGCUAGGAAGAAGGAUAAUCAGCCAACAUUUGGAAUUAUUGGAGAAAAAGUAAAAUUUUACAUCCAAGAAUGGUGGAAAGUUUUUACAGUAUUUACUCUAUGGCUAAUUCACUUGAUCUCCGAUGUCCUAAGCCUUAGCGCCCAGUUAGGUAAAGACUUUUUAACCAACUCUUGGGCUCAUCUGAUCGCUUUCUGGACAUCAUUUACCAGCACCAGCGAAGCAGUUUUGAAAAGAUGGAAGUUAUCAGCUUGGAUAUGGGAAAUUUUUGAAAACAGAUUCAAACAGAAAAACAAAAAGCCAAAAAUUGAAGAAGAUACAAAUAAUUUUCUGCACAAUGGGCUUAAUAAUAAUAUAACUAUGCCCACAACAGGAGAUGAAGCAAUGAAGAGAUUACUAGCAUGCAAAGGUAAGGAUCCAUACAGCAUUCUGGGUGUAACACCCAAAUGUACAGAUGAUGACAUCAAAAAAUACUACAAGAAGCAAGCCUUUUUGGUACAUCCUGAUAAAAAUAAUCAACCAGGAGCUGAAGAGGCAUUCAAAAUAUUGGUACAUGCUUUUGAUAUGAUUGGAACUUCAGAGAGAAGAGCUACAUAUGACAGAGGUGUGGCAGAAUCCGCAUUCGUUGUCCAAAAUUUCAGCCAAAUGGCUGAAUUAUUGCAGAAAUUACAGCAAAAAAUGGAAAUGAAUGCAAAUACCAUAAGAUGCAGUGCUUGUGGUGAUCGGCAUAAGAGAAUUAAGGUGGAUCGGCCAAGUUAUGCAGCCAGAAAUUGCAAGUCUUGCAAAAUACACCAUGCUGCUAGAGAAGGAGAUAUUUGGGCAGAAGCGAGAUGCUUUGGCAUCCUUUGGCACUACUAUGCCUGUAUGGAAGGAUCAGUUUAUGAUAUAACCGAAUGGGCGGGAUGUCAAAAAGAAACAUUAAAGCACUUAAAGCCCGAUUCUCACCAUGUUCAAUACAGGAUUGCUUUGGGAAAGCAAAACAACACUCAACCAAGAAGAAAUAGUCAGGCAUCUCGGAUGGAACGGCCUGACUUGGAAAACUUGCUGAAUUCUUUGUAUGGACAUAAUGAUGGCAGCUCUCCCAAUAGCGGAUCUUCCAGUAGCCGCCCUUCCAAACGAAAGAACAAGAAUCGAAAAUAAGAUUCAUGUUUAGCUUUUGGGGGUUUCGUAAGAUUUUCCAAAUUCGAUUUUUGUCCUAUAUUUUUUGCUGUUACACAGAUGUGGUGAUUUCAUUCAUAUAAUUCAUUAUUGCAGCUAAAGUUUAUAUGGAACUGCAGGUUUGUCAGUGUAUCUAAUGCCGGGUCCAGACCAAGCCGACAAAAAGUAAACACGAUUUUGAGACAAAAACACGACAAAACUGCGACAAAAAUUUGGGUAAGACAAGACAAAAAUUAGACAAACUGUCCAUACCAAAAAGACAAAAAUGGGUGCAACAAAAUUUAGUUCAAAAUCAAAAUCAAAAUAUAUUUAAUGUUAACAUACAGGAAAGCUCUUACAGGGCCGUAUCUAGGGGGGGGUUUUUGGGGUACAAACCCCCCCAAAAAAAUAAAAAAAUUCAAAAAAUUCAACUUAAAAACAAACAACACUUAUUAAAUACUUAUUUAUUUUUUUUAUUUUUAUUACUAGUGUAACAAUUUUUUUUUGCCACUUUGUCUAACCCCCCCAAAAUUUUGGUCUAGAUACAGCCCUGAGCACUUACAUGUGUCAAAUAUAAAAAUAAAAUAGAAUUAUGUAAUUAAUAAUAAAGCGAUUACAAAUAACAUUCAACAAUAAAAUUCACAUUACCACUAUACUCUCAAACAAAAUCACAAUUUAAAAACUUGUCGAGUGAAUAAAAUGCCCCACGGAGCAAAAAUUGUUCAAUUGUAGCCUUGAACUAGAUUUCGGGUGAAACCCUUAUCUUUUAAGGCUAACAAUUAAAAAACUUUAUGCCGCAGUAUCUAGAGCCAGUCUGACACCUCUUCAGUCAGCAAUAUCCGGUCACCAAAUUACUCGCCCCCAUGGUAUUAUGGCUAUGAACUUCACUGUGUACUUCGUAGCCUCCAAUAUUCUUUUUAAUGUGCAUCAGGCUAUCCAGGAUGUAUUGAGACGGAAGACUGACUGGCUCACAAAGGUCUGCCUACAGUCAUCCCUAAACCCCAACCCCGCAACAACCCGUAAAGCCUUCCGCUGCAUUCCAAAAACAUGACAAGCCUGAGCCGCAUGGCCCCAGACCAGCAGUGCAUAGGACAGACUGGAGUGAAACAAAGCAAAAUAUGCCGUCCUCAAAACUGUCCUAGAAACACACUCAGACAGGCGUCGAAGCUCGUGUGGAUAUUCCAGUUUAGUGUGGGAUCUACAAGAACACCCAAAAAUUUUACAUGUGUCUCGUUUUCAGUUGCAUCAUCCAGAUUUCGCAGUGAGAAGACAACUUCAUUUGGUUUUUCCUGAUUCAGAAGCAGCCUGUUCGUAUCAAACCACUGAGCCGCACUUAACUGUGAAACCCGUAACCUCCUCUCAGCUUCCUCCAGGGAACCUGCCGAGACAGAAAGUGUUGUGUCAUCCGCAAAGAGUGUAUAAUGUGCAUUUGUGUUAUCAUAAGGCAACUCAUUGAUGUAUAUUAAGAAAAGAAUAGGUCCCAAAACUGAACCCUCCCCUAUAUUAAUUACACUCUCUGCUGACGACGCCCCACCCGCCGCCACAACUUGAAUCCUGUUUUCCAAAUAAGAUUUUAGAAGUGAAAUACUGUCUGCAGUCAGAUUCUAGAAUGCCAGUUUCCGGAGAAGGAGGUCAUGGGACACACAGUCAAAUGCUUUGCUCAAGUCACAGAAGAGCACCGCAUCGUACUUCCAUGACUCAAAGGACUCUAUCACUGUGUCAACCAGAUCGAGUAUCCCCAAAACUGUAUUUUUUUCUCUGCGAAAGCCAUUUUGGCAUUCCGAAAAACAGCCAUUAGUUUCAAAAUGGUCCACCAAUCUUACAGCCACACACUUGUCAACUACCUUGGAUAUUAUUGGUAAGAGGCUGAUCGGUCUGUAGUUGGAUAUAUCGUUCUUAUCUCCCUUUUCGAAAAUUGGUAUGACCAUGGCUUUCUUUAAGACAUCUGGAAAAGUAUUUUCUCUAAAGCAUAAGUUUACAAGAUUCACACUGAGACCAAAAAUGUCACGACUAGUUUCAUUCUUGAGAUGUGAAAUAAUAUCUCUCAAUUCAUUAUAGGUAACAUCAGUGAAAGAAGAGUAAUCAGCAGGUGGAAUAAUGUUUUCAAAAUUUCGCAGAGCAUGGAUUUGAUUAUUAGGUAUUUCCUUUACUAGAUUAUUGGCUAUGUUAGUAAAAAAAAAUUGAAAACUAUCAGCUGAUAUUUUCGGGGAUGUUCGAUCUUUAAUGGAUGACUCACGGUGUUUGUUAAUAAUAUUCCACAUAAUUUUUGAUGGGUUUCUUGCAGAAUUUAUGGCCUUGUCGUUCGCACUCACCUUUGCUCUUUUUAUUGACUUUUUAAAGGUUUUCUUAAAUUUUUUAUACUCCUGUACAUUUCCACGGUGAUUAUACUGCCUACUUAUUUCUCCCAGAAAUUUUAGAUGUUCCCUCAUUUCCCUUAAAUCAUCAUUAAUUUGUUUUAUGGAAAAUGCCCUCUUAUAAGGGGAUUCCAUGAUUUGAAUAAAUUGAGAAAAUUUUUGAUUUACUUUGGAUUUGGGAUCGGCAAUAAAGACAAAAGAUGAUCCCUCUAUGAAAUUAAUAAAACAGUACCAUGCCUUGGUGUGUAAUUGGCCUACAUAGCCUGCUUUCCUGAAUAAAACUUGAUUUUUUAUUUGUUAUACUAAACUGAAUAAGUUGUGAGGCAUGAUCAGAGAAAUCAGUUUCGAUGUUCCUAGCAAACACCUGUUCUAAAGAAAAAAUUUAAAAUAUGUUGUCUAUACAAGAAUUUACCCUAGUUGGGUCCAUCUAUAGUCUUUGAGAAACCGAAACCACCAAGCAUAUCGCAAAGGAGGACUGCCUCCCUCUGGUUUGUAUUAAAGUGCUUGUUGUUAGUUGAUGCGAAUCAGUUGCUUAACCCUGUGGCGUUUCCAGAAAGAAAAUUCAAAAAAUGAGGUUUUAUUGCUAGCCGCCAGCUGUUAUAUCUUCCUCUCAUCUUCAUUCAAUGUUGGACAAAUGAAACGGAAACUUUUUUGGUGAGACCAAGCUUAAAAAAGUGAAAAAAUUAUCCAUAAAUAAAUUGUUAGUUCAGUUACGUGAGGAUGAUAUUGAACUAAGUGGUGAGAUUCGCUCAAGCUUUAAGAAUUUUCUAAGAAUGUCCAUUGAAGAUUUCGAAAAUCUAAGAUGCCUUGUGGGUCUUGCAGUUGCCAAAAGACAUACCAACUUCAACACAACAGUCAACAGAACUAAAUUUGUGUGAUUUUCCACUGAUUGACACUGGUCUCCUAAUUUGGUCAGCACGCCCGUCCACACUGCGCCGACAACUUGUCGUUAAACACACAGACAAAACAGAGACUCUUUGAUGUUUACCGACUCACGAGGACUUCCAAAAGUCUCGGAAUUUGGAAACAAAACAAAAAAAAGACAAAAAUGUUGCAGAAAUGUAUCGGAUUUGUCGUGUCGUUGUUUGGUCUGCUUGGUCUGGACCCGGCAUAAGAUCCAACUCCAGUUAGUGGGAAAAAUGCAUGGUUCAUAUUAAUUAACAGAGACAAGAAAGUUUUUGUGACUAACCCAACUCACAAAUGCCUAGUUUGUGUUAGUUUUGGCAGCAAACUUGUAAUUUUGGUUGAAGAUUUUUUACACCUACCAUUUUUCUCACCCAAUCGUAUUCGUUUUUGGUGCCAAAUGUUUGGAAAAUUUUACUAAAUACCUCCCACCUAAAUUAAUAUUCAUUUUGUUUAUAGAUAAUGACCUUUUUACAUCUUUUUUGCUCUGCGCCUUGUAUUUAUUUUUGUUUAUGUGCUAGAUACUAUCAUUUUUUGUGUAAUUUUCAAAUGAAAUAAAUGAAUAAUAGAUCAA
Molecule: messenger RNA, 6322 nt
Organism: Ceutorhynchus assimilis (cabbage seed weevil)
Lineage: Eukaryota; Metazoa; Arthropoda; Insecta; Coleoptera; Curculionidae
Source: the annotation of a GenBank genome assembly